Messenger RNA from Manduca sexta (tobacco hornworm), 4590 nucleotides. RefSeq names its product DNA mismatch repair protein Msh2 (gene spel1). Gene Ontology annotation, biological process: mitotic recombination; mismatch repair. NCBI's taxonomy places the organism in Eukaryota, Metazoa, Arthropoda, Insecta, Lepidoptera, Sphingidae. Gene Ontology annotation, molecular function: ATP-dependent DNA damage sensor activity; ATP binding; mismatched DNA binding. The record is from RefSeq and is a predicted model, not a curated record. Bases 139 to 2685 code for a protein of 848 amino acids. The transcript has 14 exons. Gene Ontology annotation, cellular component: nucleus; MutSalpha complex.
AUUAAAUGAUUCCUUCUUUCUCAGAAACCGGCGACAACAGUACGCAUAUUCGACCGCAACGAUUACUACAGCGUCCAUGGAAGUGACGCAACCACAGCUGCGCGUGAGGUGUUCUCCUCCGUGUCCAAUAUCAAGCGCAUGGGCCUCGAACCCAAUCGCCUCGACUAUCUUGUACUGUCGAAGGGAAACUUUGAGAUACUCGUCAAGAAAUUGUUGUUGGUACGCCGGUACCGAGUUGAAAUAUACGUAGCAGAAGGUUCAGUAAAGGGGAGCGACUGGGCUAUCAAGUACAAAGGGUCGCCAGGAUGUUUGUCCCAGCUGGAGGAGGUACUGGGAGAUGGUUUGGGCGGUGCCGAUGGGAAUACUCCAUGUCUGAUGGCGGUUAACAUCAAAAUCGACCCAGUUACUAAAGGUCGGCUUCUAGGAGUGGCUUGUGUGACUGCAGGUGACUAUGAAAUGUCGGUCACGGAGUUCACUGACGACGAUCUUCUCACAGAGUUAGAAACGAUCACGGUACAGAUGGCGCCUUCGGAAUGCUUAGUGCCGGCCACUGAUAAUGAUGAUUACAAAGCUCUCAAAAAGGUUAUGGAAAGGACCAACGUGACUGUUACUAAGUUGAAGAAAACCGAUUUCUCGACAGAAGGUCUAAUACAAGAUUUGAACCGGUUGUUAAAGUUCAAAGACAGUCAGCAACGAGAUGCGAAUUCAUUUCAAGAGACAACGAAAGAGGUUGCGAUGACGUGUCUCGCUGCUGCUAUAAAAUACAUCUCGUUGCUGUCAGAUAGCACUAAUUUUGCCAGGUUUAAACUAUCGUCGAUCCAAGCGGAGUGCUUCCUGCAUUUGGACGCGGCGGCGCUGUCGGCGCUGAACGUGCUGCCCGAGCUGGGAGACACUCACGCGCCGGCGCGGAGUCUGUUCGGCCUACUUGACAGAUGUCGCACGCAACAGGGCAAAAGACUUUUAGCGCAGUGGCUUCGGCAGCCGCUUCGCGACAUAAACCUUAUUAACGAACGUCUUGACGUGGUUGAAUUGUUGAUGAACAAUUCGCAAUUGCGAUUACAAUUACAUGAGGACCAUUUACGACGCAUUCCGGAUUUGCAAGCGUUGGCUCGACGACUCACAAGGAAGAAGGCUAACUUGCACGACUGCUAUAGGAUUUACCAGGCAAUCAACAGGCUACCGUCAUUACUGCAAUGUCUUUCCGAAGCCAACAAUGCAACUGUACACUCAUCGCUCACCGAACCUAUCUCCGAACUGAACGACGAUCUGAACAAAUACCAACAGAUGAUAGAAGCUACCAUGGACAUGGAUGCUGUCGAUAGAGGCGACUUCCUUGUCAAGCCAACUUUUGACGAGCAACUACAAGCUCUAAGUGAACAGUUGGAAGAGUUUCAAUCGUCUGCUGAAAAGGAAUUGAACAAGGCAGCCAGAGAUCUUGGUAUGGAAGCAGGAAAAACUAUCAAACUAGAGAGUAACCCUCAAAACGGGUUUUAUUUUAGAGUAACUCUUAAAGAAGAACAAACAUUGCGCGGCAACAAGAAAUACACAAUUAUCGACGCUGUCAAAGGAGGCGUAAGAUUCAAAACGAAAAGUCUGGAAGAUAUAACCGACGAGUACACUCAAACAAAAACCAAUUACGAAAAAGAACAAGACAAAGUUGUUGCCGAAAUCGUUGGAAUAGCGGCUGGCUACUCCGAGUGUUUGUUUUGCCUAUCGCACAUUCUAUCCCGUUUGGAUGUCCUGGUGUCAUUCGCCGUCGCGGCUGCGACCGCGCCGUACCCUUACUGCCGGCCCGUCAUCACGGAAGACCUUGAUGAACUAGUCCUUGAGGACCUUAGACACCCAUGCCUGGAAGUACAGGAAGGCGUUUCUUAUAUACCAAACGAUGUGGUUUUUAAACGAGGGUCGUGCUUGCUGCACGUGGUGACGGGCGCGAACAUGGGCGGCAAGUCGACGUGGAUGCGCUCGUGCGGCGCGGCGGCGGUGCUGGCGCAGGCGGGCGCGGCGCUGCCGGCGCGCGCGGCGCGGCUGCCCGCGCUCCGCGCCCUGCGCGCGCGCAUCGGCGCCGCCGACCUCGAGCAGCGCGGACACAGCACCUUCAUGCGCGAGAUGAUCGACACUGCGGCUAUACUCAGGACUGCCACCCCAGAUUCGCUCGUGCUUGUCGACGAACUGGGCAGAGGCACUUCCACAUAUGAAGGCUGCGGCAUAGCUUGGGCGAUAGCUGAGGAACUGGCGACAGUAUGCAAAUGUUUCUGUCUAUUCGCGACGCACUACCACGAGUUGACGCGGCUGGCGAGCCUGCACCCCGGCGUCAUUGUCAACUCGCACGCGGAAGCCUCCGUCGUGGAUCAACAACUGGUGCUUCUUCACAAGAUCGUUCCCGGUCCUGCCACGGCCUCCCUCGGUCUGCACGUCGCCAAACUGGCUGAUUUACCAGAUUCUAUCAUCGAGUAUGCAGAAGCAAAACAAGCACAAUUGGAAACUAAUUUAUUUGAAAUUGAAUCCGCUGUGAAGACUCAAGAAACAUCCGAAGGUCAAAAAUUAAUAUUGGAAUUUUUGAAAAAAUGUAAAGAAGUUCAAGAAUCCAUCACUUCAGAUAAAGAUAUGAUGCUAGAAAUUGCUAAAUUAAAAGAUACAUUACUGAAACAUAACAAUAAGUACGUAGAAUCUCUAAUAGCAUAAUGGUUCUUUCAAUAAAUAUAAUUUUGUGAUAACUAUCUAUAAUGUGUAUGAAAUCCAAGAAAUGUUAUUUAAAACAAUUUUUACUGGCAGCCUAUGGAUCCGUAAAUUUUGUGAUUAUAUUAAUACUGUCAUAUCUCUCUCUUUACUCAACAUUAAAUUUCACACAAAUUUUUAGAAUAAGAUAAUACCUACACUCUAAUUCCACCAUCCCAGCAUUACUAAAGUUACAACAUAUAUAGUCGUCGCCAUUCCAUUCUAAUUUGCGGUUGACGAGGCGUAUCGUUCAACACCUAUAAAUGUUACAAGCGAUAUAAACUAUGACAGCAUAGUAAAACUCCUUGCGAAUAUUUUACUUCCAGUGAAGAUCCCUAGUACACUUCUCAUCGUUUAUUACUAUCAAGCUGAUUUUUCGUGAGUUGCUUCCUUUUGACUAGACGCCCAAGAUUUUCCUUGCAGUACUGUUGGUAAAUGGUAGCUUAAUGUGGGUAGUAAACUAUGCAAAUGAUAGCUAACCAAUAAAAAAAAAUCAGCUGCUUAGUAAUUAUUUUUCAUGACCUUGUUUAUGAUACAUGUUGGAGAGAGUCGACUCCCUACCCAACCCAUAUAUUUUGUAAGACAAAUAUUUUUUCACGUUAUUUAGAUAAUUAUCUCGAUAAUUAACAAAGAAAAAAUCGGUUGGUAAUAAUUUUUUAAAUGUCGUCAAAUCAACAUAUUUUAUCCAUGCUACCCCAUUAAGCUACCAUUUACCAACAUUACUGUAAGGAAAAACUUGUGCGUCUAGUCCAAAGGAAGCUAAUCAUGAAAAAUCAGCUUGAUAGUAAUAAACGAUGAGAAGUGUACCAGGGAUCCUGUACUAUUCAUCAAAAACGUUGGCGGGCGGAUCUACUCAACUUCUAUGCAUUGUCAAAACAUGAGAAUGGAUGGGACUCGGCCCAAUAAAUAUUUCUUAUAUAAAACAAAUAUAAAGAAUAAGUACAAAAUAAGAAAAAGUUAUAAAAAUUGUUUUAUAGUAGGGUUCCUACUUCUAAAGGACUAUUCGACGUGACAAUGAACCACUUGAAAUAAAGAUUAUUUGACAUCAUCACACAUGACCUUAAUCUAAUUGGUCCAUUAUUUGCCAAUGUUCCGUUUUUUAAAUCGAUGUCCUAUAGUUUGUAUAGGCAUUUUUAUUUAAAAUUAAGUUUUUUGGAACAAGGAUUCUACCUAUGGUAGGAAUAAAUUAAAUGUUAUUAAAACAGAGAAUAUCUACAUACUUAUGAAUAUAUUGUCUUCAGUUUUUUUUUUUUUCAAAACUCAAUCUCAGAUAAAAAUUAGGUGCAUAUUUUGCUAAGAUUUUAUUUUAUCAUUACCUGAAUACAGUAUAACUCUGUGGUAUACUCAAAUAGUUCCAUAUAGAAUUUUCAAUAUACAAAAAUAUUGCAAAGAAAGAGUUAUUCACGGAGCCUCACUAUAUGGAGAAGGGGCGGUGUUAAUUAUUAUAUAGCAGUAAUGUACCUACUACCUUAGAAGGGUCUCAAGCUAGCAACAUAUGCUCUCAUUUCUACCUUAAUUAUUUAAUGCUGAAAUCCCAGGUUUGCUAGAUUAAGAUCUGGGUUCUGUGGUAUCUAGACAUUAGUUAUGGAACUCAAGAGUGAAAUCUCAUGUUUCUAAAAACCCAACAAUCCAGUUAUGCAUGAUUCUUUAGUGUUAAGAAUUUUAUUAUGCACUGAUUUUUCAAUCACAGUUGCAUAAAUAAAAUAGUUGUUUUAUUGUACUUGGUAAAUUCAUGGUUGUGUCACUUUUGCAUUUAGUCAGGAUAAGCUAACUUAAUUUAAAAAAUUGUCAGAUUGAAAAAUCAACCCUUAAUGGAAGAUUAAUGUUUUGUGAUGAUGUGUGAGGGCUGACAAUAAAAGUACAUUUUUAUAA